Messenger RNA from Maylandia zebra (zebra mbuna), 3884 nucleotides. RefSeq names its product coiled-coil domain containing 82 (gene ccdc82). The record is from RefSeq and is a predicted model, not a curated record. NCBI's taxonomy places the organism in Eukaryota, Metazoa, Chordata, Actinopteri, Cichliformes, Cichlidae.
GCUACAUGUACCAAAAACACCACUUUAAAAAGGUGGUGUCUGAAUGACUCACAGUGACAUCCGAAACGCUCCCAGCCUUCCAAAUGUUUGUGUUUACAAAUGUGACCUAUAUGACUGAAGCCUAAUUAAUCUCUUAUUCAGUUUAGAUGUAAUGAAAUGUGACAUUUACAGUUGUGGUCAUAGGUUUCCACACAGUCAUCAUGGGAAUGAAAGUCAUGGUAAUUUUGGGCUUUUAAUUAAUUCUUUUUCUAGGGUGGAAUGAUUAUACAGCAUAUAUCUUUAAUGACUUUAAAAACUCAUAGGUGUGAAUGAGGGAGUGAAACAAAUGGAUGGAUGGACUUUAAAAAACAAGAACUGGGUGCACACAUUUGAACUUAUCCCAACAGGGUCAAAAGUAAACAUACAGACUCAAAUAUUUACAUACACCCCUACUAAUAUUUGGUAAAAUGUGCUUUAGACUAGAAGGUGGCUUACAACUAACGUGAGGAGUGUAUUUAAACACCUGACCACACCUAUAAAUAAAAUUAACAUUGAUGUUAGCCACAGUCACUUCCUGUAGAUUUAGAUUUUAUUUAUUUUCAUAGAUUCAUAUUAUUAUUUUAUUAGUAUACAAUUUUCUUUCCCCAGACUAUUUUUUUUUAUUUAGUGGAAAGUGUUAGGAGUGCUAGGAUAAUUUCUGCUCAGUUUGCAGGUGUAGCGCCUGCUCUUCGCCGUAGGGGGCGGUGUGUACAAAUGCGUGCUGUAGUUAUUUUUAGAGAAGAAGCAGAAGCCACAACAAUAACACACAGGCAUUUUCAGGGACUGAAAAUCCUUUAAAUGUGACCUUUUCAGCGCGGAUUUUCUCAGUGUAACGUUUGCAAACGGUCCGUUUAUGUGAAAAGACUCCAAAAUAAUUCCGCACGAAGAUGAAUUCAGGCGCCAUGUUGCGUGUUUCAGCGAAUAAAUAGCAUGUCGUUAAUGCGAGGCUAGCUGCGCCGUUAGCCUGCGUGCACCGAGCCCGGUUCUGCUGUCGCUUUUCCGUUUCAUGUCACUACUGUCCGGUACCGCGUGCAGACAUGGAGAGUUUGUACAAGCGGAAAAUGUUCGCGUCCAUGCGGAAAACCAAAGUAGCCGCAUCGAAGAAGCGGCAGAUCGGUCUGCCCGCCUCCAUCCUGGACGACAGUGACGAAGGGUCCUUCUCGUCGUCCUCCUCCUCCGGAUCACAGUCCGACUUCCAGAGCUCUCCUGAGGACGACAGCGAGCAGGAGGACCGGGACCGGAGCGAGUCCGGGGGGACCUCCAGCGACGACAGCCGCUCUGUCACCCGCAGGAAGCGCUCCUUCCUGAGAGGCGACGACAGCUCUUCGUCGUCUAGCCGCGGCGACGAGGAUGAAGAGGACGACGAUGAGGAAGAUGACGACGGAAGUCACACGAAGAGGAUGGUCCAGCCGAGGAAGAGGAGCCGGCUGCAGCGGCAGGACGAGUCGGACUCGGACCGCGCGGAGGAGAAGCGGAAAGAGGACGCGGAGAAGGCGAAGAGGAGGCAGAGACACAACAAGCUGUUGGCGCUGUCCCGGAGGAUGAAGGCCCGCAUCCCGAGCCGGAGGAGGAGCCGCGUGAAGCAGGGCACAGGAGACAAGGAAGAGUCUAAAAAAGCAGAGGAUGAGGCAGAUGGUGAUGGAGAUGGAGGAGGUGAAGAAGAAGAGGACGGAAAGAAAGAAGUGUCACGGGGAGACAAAGGAGGAAAAGAGAAAGAGGAGGAGGAAGAAGAAGAGGAGGAGGAGGAGGAGGAGGAGGAGGAGAAGUAAGCCUGAGAGAAAUAAUAGCAUUUAAAAAUGAUGCAAAAGUGUUUAUCUGUACAGGACUCAUGGUUAUGUUGUUGCUGUGACAACGAACACUUGUAACAAGCAACAAAAAGAAGAAAAGAGGAGGUGGACAGCGUCUCUGACCCCAGUGUGAGGUACUUUUUUGCUUUAGAUUGAAAAUAUAAACAUUUGCUGAUCUGCUGAGCGCUCAGUUUUAUUUACAUGCUGCAGAUGUUUCCAUGUUAAUCCGCCAACAGCUGGAGGCUCCAAGCACUGCUGACCUGUAUGACGUCACAAGCAAAACCAUAUAAUGGUUAAGUUGGAUUCAACCAGGUGGCCUGCACUAUCAGCGUGACUUACGAUUAGAGCAACAUCUUUAUUAUAAUUUAUUAGCUUUUUUUUGGUUCAUUGUUGUAACACUAAAAGGUUUUAUCUGGGAGUGGUAGUCACAGCCUUCCUGCAGCUGUCCAUCUGAAACUCACAGCCCACCAGUGAAAGGAGCAAAAACAAGUCGCCAGCAUUGAAUUGUCUGUGGAAAAGUUUAUUUUGGUUGUAUUCGGGCCAUUGAAAGAAAAAAAAUGAAAGGGCCUAGUUACGUGAUGUAAAAUUCAGGAAAAAAACAAACAAAUUUACAAUAAAAACAGCAAUAACACAUAAGAAGUGUUAAUAGAAAACCGCACUUAUUUGCAAUCAGACAACAAAUUACAAGCUUAUUUUCACUGAAAUGAGUCCUGGAGUAAUACACAGGCCACUACAUGCAGCUGGCUGUGAGGUGUGUGUAACACGUGAUUAAAAUAAAAACCAAAAACGUACAUAUUCAAUAUACACUUUGCUCGCAUGAAAUUAGCUUUCUUAUAAGAUGGGUUUUUUUUGUUUUUUUUUUCCUUUUGAACUAAAAAAAAAUCAGCUUUUUUCUGGCCCACGUUUGGCCCUCUUGUCGCUCAGUUCUGGCAUUUGGCAAUCACCAGAUGUGGCCCAGAAGUCAUAAACACAGCUGGCAGCUGGCACAGGUGGACCUCGGCAGCCACUGAGUCACAGGCACACAUCUGGGUUAUAUUUUGCAUAUUUGAACCAGCAGAUGUUUUGCUACUUUAGCCUUAAAAAAUACAGAAAUGUGCUCAUAUCCUGUUGUUUUAGUCAGAGCUCUGCUUGCAAGUCCAACAAAAAGCCAGUAAGCGGUUCUCGAGUUCAGCUAGAUGAAAUUUGUGGCAGCAGAUCAGCUGGUGAAGCUAAAACGAGAGCGAAAGCUUUCCUGGAUGUCGAGCACAGAAGCUGCUUUCUUUCCUGCAAAAGGGAAGAGCUGCUUAGUGGGCGGGGCUUCCACAUCACAUCACUGAGUGUAAUCGUUGCAUUAUGACUGCGUGUGAUCUUUAAGACAGAAGCCGACUGAAUCUCCCAGAAGGCACUGCUGUGAGUCUUUAUUGAAUUCUUGAUGGCAGUGUUGUGAAUAUGCAAAAAAACUCUGAUUUCACGACCCCGGAGGAUUCUGAGUAUUGCAGUAUUUAGAGACAUUCAGUAACCGACAGCACUCUGACUCGUUUCUGUUGCACUUUCCUUCUUUUUCUUUCAUUUUUUUUUCCUGAAGUUGAGUUUGAUUGUUUGCCAAUCUUUUCUAAGUAAGUGUGAAGGCCUCGCAGACAGAUUUAUUUAUUUAUUUUUCUUGUACAGCAGCUUUUUAAUCUGUUGCUUUACCUUUGAAAAAAUAUUUACAUAUUUUGAUAGUUUUGUCCGUCUGCUAUCUCCAGCCGUCUCUGUUUCUGUUAUUACAUUGUCAGCUAAAUACCUUUGAAUGUUGAACCACACAAGAUUUUUGAAGACUUCCUGCAAGUUCACUUUGCUGACAUAAUAUCGUUAUACUUACUUCCUGGUACACUUGCAGUAUAGUGGUUGCCCAUAAUAAAUCACAGAUAAAACCAAAUUAUUUGUCAGUAACUGCAUUAAAAAUGCCUGCAUAGGUUCUCAGUUGUGCAGGUCAUGGUAGUCUUGAGUGCUUAAAAAUAAAGUAGUUGACAGUAGGGCUGCAGGAUUUUGCAUAAAAUGAGAAUCACGAUUCUCUCACGAUUCUCUUUCCCAGUAUAAAUAUUUAUUGCACUUAUUAGC